Molecule: messenger RNA, 1958 nt
Organism: Hippocampus comes (tiger tail seahorse)
Lineage: Eukaryota; Metazoa; Chordata; Actinopteri; Syngnathiformes; Syngnathidae
Gene: arhgef3l
Product: Rho guanine nucleotide exchange factor (GEF) 3, like
Exons: 13
Coding region: 191-1768 (525 amino acids)
Biological process (GO): intracellular signal transduction; positive regulation of Rho protein signal transduction
Molecular function (GO): guanyl-nucleotide exchange factor activity
Source: RefSeq, a predicted model, not a curated record
UAGUUAGCUCGCCUCCCAAGGAUGUGGUUGUGGGUAAGAUAGCGUAGCAAACGAGGUGGAAGGAGUUUGCACUGCUCUCUGCUGUAUUGCAGUGUCACACUACCACUAAAACAAGGGACCCUUGCAGGUUUUCAGCAUUAAUGCUUCAGGGGGAUGACAUGGAUCUGUGACAAGGAUUUAAUGACAGAAGAUGGAAGUGGAAGAGAGCUGUGAAACGAGGACAAGCUGGAGGUCACAAAGAGCAGGAGAGAGUCAGUCUACAACCACUUGUGACCAUGCUGGAAAGAAGAGAAAACAAGACUCAACCACUGAUCCUGUGAUCCGAAUCUCAGAAGACGACGACGACGAGGCAGAGGUGGAACAAGAGGAGUUUGAAAUGUUGAAUGACUCAGAGGAGCCUAGCAACAAACGGGUCAAACCAGUUGUCAAGUCAAACAGCCUAACAGGGGUCAUCACCCCGGUCAAGACCCCUGCUCUCAAACGCAUCGGACAAUCCAUUUCGCGCUCCAUUAGUUUUCGUACAGAAGCGCGGCCUUUGCCCACGCCGCCCCUGCGCUCUCGCAACAAGGGCUCGUCGUUUCCACGGAGGCGUAACAGCCAGUGCUGGAGUGACACGGUGGAAAGUCACAACCUGACUGCCAAGGAGAUCAAACGUCAAGAGGUGAUCUAUGAGCUAACUGAGGGGGAGCGACAACUCAUUGAGGACCUCAGUCUUGUUAAGAAGGUGUACUAUGAGCCCAUGCUGAAACUGGACAUCAUGUCCGAGAAUGAACUCAGGCAGAUUUUUGGCACUCUGGACUCUCUCAUUCCUCUCCAUGAAGAUCUGCUGAGCCGUCUGGAGAGUCUGAGAGGGUCCAAGAAAACUGUGGGUGAAGUGGCUCCCACUCUGAUGAAUUGGUUUCCUUGCCUGGAGGCCUAUGUGACAUACUGCUGCAACCAGGUGGAAGCUAAAGCCCUGCUGGACCACAAGAAGAACGAGAAACCGGUGGAAAAGUUCUUGCGUCUGUGCCAGGAGUCGUCGUUCAGCAGGAAACUGGACCUGUGGAACUUCCUGGAUCUUCCCCGAAGCCGUUUGGUGAAAUACCCUCUUUUGCUGAAAGAGAUUCAGAAGUGCACGCCUCCAGAGCACCCCGAUGAGUUCACAUUGCCUGAUGCAUUGGAAUUGAUCCAUAGCAUUGUGGCGGAGGUGAACAAAAAGACGGGUGAGGCUGAGUGUCAGUUCUACCGGCGGGGGCUCACCUACAUUGAAGACUGCCAGAGGCUUCCAGAGAUCCAACAGUCACGUUUCCUUUAUUGCCACGGGGAGCUCAAGAACAAUAAGGGCCAGCGUCUGCAUGUAUUCCUGUUUGAACUGGCUCUGGUGCUGACCAGACCGGGAGAGGACCGGGAAGGAGGUCAUGUCUUCCAAGUCUACAGACAACCUCUUCCCAAUGCCUCCUUAAACCUGGAGGUGAUCCCAGAUGGGGAAACAGGUGGUGGGGGUUCCUUCAGAGGAGCCUUCACGGGUGGCAAUGACAAAGUGAAAAACUGUUUUCGUGUGAGCAGCAGGGGGCGCUCCAAGGCCCACUCCUACAGCCUGCAAGGCAACGACUCCUUUAGUAAGCAGCAGUGGGUCACGUGCCUACGCCAGGCCAUGGUCCAGUCUCGAGACAGGAAGGCCCAGAGCAGACAGUCGGUGGCGGCUCCCCACCCUGACCCUACCCUGUGUCACAUCGCUGACCUCAGCAUCGGUUGUGACUCCGACAUGGACGACGUCACCAGCCGCUGAGUAAAGCGAGCUGAUGUUGUGGAGGGCCUCUUUGGUGUCUGUUCAGCUGUGAGUUGGGCUUUUUGCACUCUUGGAGAACCCCACUGAAUGGGCUUAUUUUGUAUAGCUUUGGAACUAUGUUAAUGAAUGUACAUUUGCCAUGUGUGAACCUUUGUAAUAAUAAACUGGCACAUAAAAGUUUGUUGAAGAA